Molecule: messenger RNA, 1938 nt
Organism: Pogonomyrmex barbatus (red harvester ant)
Lineage: Eukaryota; Metazoa; Arthropoda; Insecta; Hymenoptera; Formicidae
Product: malonyl-CoA decarboxylase, mitochondrial
Biological process (GO): acetyl-CoA biosynthetic process; malonyl-CoA catabolic process; fatty acid biosynthetic process
Cellular component (GO): mitochondrial matrix; peroxisomal matrix
Molecular function (GO): malonyl-CoA decarboxylase activity
Source: RefSeq, a predicted model, not a curated record
GGAUAACUAACAUAAAUAAUGUUUUUAUGUACACAAAUGAGAUACGCUAAAAAUUUGACAAGUCAUAUCAGCUGAUCAUCAAUACGUUGCCUGACGUUGUCUGAUCGUGACAUCUGUUGAAAAAAAAAAAUAUCCUUGAAGUAUAAUUUAUCUUACAUUUAAUUAGGAUGUUAGGGAAGCUCUUCUUUGAAUUUUUACCGAUUAUUUGUCGUUGCAAAUUCUCGACGAAAUUGAGGUAUGCAAACAUAUCGAAACGUAAACGUGAAUAUAGAAUGUCAUCCACUUUACGUACCGAAGCGAAUGGCGCGUUAUGCGUGAAUGAGAAAUUGAAGGAAAUUUUCAAGUUCAAAGACACCAAGAUCAGUAACUGGAUCGUAGAGAACAAAGCACGUGCUCUAUGCGUCAGAUAUACCGAAAGUGACAAGGAUACUCGCCGGCAGAUUUUACGCACGUUAGCUUCGCGAUACGCCGUACAACAUGAUGAUAUACGCCAAGUGGCGAAAAGCUUAGUCUGUACCGAGCCUGAAAAUGAACGACAGAUGAUUGUUCAUGAGAAAACCUUGAAGAAUGUACUUACACCUGCAUAUCAUUGGUUAUUUGUUAUUAUAGGCAGAUUGCAGCAUGGCGUCAAGUUUUUGGUUGAUUUAAGAACUGAUGUCCUGGAAUUAAUGUCAGAAGUAAAAGAUACUGAUGAAAGUGUAAUAAUACAACAGUUAAAUCAUACUUUGCAAGAUUUGUUCUUGCUCUGGUUCUCUGUGGGUUUCUUCCACAUGGAACGAAUAACAUGGGAAAGUGCAUGUGAUAUAUUACAAAAGGUCUCUGAUUACGAAGCUAUACAUCCUAUAAAAAAUUGGUUAGACUUGAAACGUAGAGUUGGACCAUAUAGAAGAUGUUACAUAUUUACACAUCCAUCCAUGCCAAGAGAACCUAUCGUUGUGUUACAUACAGCGUUAUGUGACAUUAUACCAGAUAGCGUGAAGGGUAUUGAAGAAGCUGAAAUUAGAAUUCUAGGAAGUGCAAAGAAAAAUAUAACGUUUUUAGAAGAAGACAAAUCAAAAAUAAAAGCGGCAAUAUUUUAUUCUAUAGUAUCUACUCAAAAAGGAUUGCAGGGGAUUGAAUUGGGUAAUUAUUUGAUAAAGAAAGUGGCGAGCGAGAUUACGACUGAAUUUCCAGCUGUGCAACAAUUGUCCAGCUUAUCACCGAUACCACAUUUUAAGACUUGGCUAUUUGAUAAACUGAAACAAGAUAUAGCAUUUAUAUUUACCGCGCAAGAACAUAGAAUUGCAAAAGAUAUUUUGCAAACAGAAAAUGUGGUACCAACCUUAAGAAAGACUCUACACACUUCAUUAUGGACAGAGGAUAAACAGUUAUCAACAUUUUUAAAAGAGCCAUUACUCCGUGCAUGUGCAUGGUACUUGUAUAAAGAAAAAAGACGUGGCUAUGCCUUAAAUAGUGUCGCUAAUUUCCAUUUACGCAACGGAGCUGUAAUGUGGCGAAUAAAUUGGAUGGCCGAUCCUUCACCACGUGGAGUAGCAAAUAGUUGCGGUAUAAUGGUCAAUUAUAGAUAUUUUCUACAAGAUUCUGAAAGAAACAGUCGAAAUUAUAUCGAACACUUUGUUAUAAAUGCUUCAGAAAAUGUAAAUAAUCUCGCAAUGCAAGCGGAAAAAUUAAGGAAUACAUACAAUGCAGGCUAUAAUUUAAUUAUAAAAGAUUUGUGAAAAUAAUAUUGUGACUGCGAGAACAGAAAAACGUUAUUACGAGCAAUCACGAAAGAUACGAAGAGACAAUCGAAAAAUGUAAUCAUCUAAGAAUGAUGUUAAAAGUAUCGGCCUUAUUUUUUAUUGUUAUUUUUAUUAAUAAUUAAAUCGAAUGUGGGUGCAUUAUAUGUAAGUAUGUAUAUAAAAGAAAAAAAAAUAAAUAAAAUUGAGUACACACCUG